Molecule: messenger RNA, 761 nt
Organism: Malaya genurostris
Lineage: Eukaryota; Metazoa; Arthropoda; Insecta; Diptera; Culicidae
Gene: mRpL35
Product: large ribosomal subunit protein bL35m
Exons: 2
Coding region: 147-713 (188 amino acids)
Biological process (GO): translation
Cellular component (GO): ribosome; mitochondrion
Molecular function (GO): structural constituent of ribosome
Source: RefSeq, a predicted model, not a curated record
AAGCCUGUCGGAAGAUAUUUGAAAAUUUCAUCUGGCAUCUCUGACCACGAAUUUUGUUAUGUGAUCAGUAUACGAUUGGGGAUUGUUUUUUAACAUCGAAAUGUGUUUUCAAUUGCACUUGAGGGAAAUAAUUGAUUGAUUUCAGCAUGCUUCGUACAAUUACAUCUUUUGCAGUUCGUCAAGCAACAUGGGCUUGCCAGUAUAACAACAUAAUAUCAAAAUCAGCAAAUGGUUUUCCUUCAGUGACCCGAAAUUUUUCCCUAAUUAGUGCAUCCAAAUUUGUUCCAUCAACACCUUUCGUAUCACUAAAAAGCAACAGUUUAUCCAUCAAUCCAGGCAUUCUUAGUGUAACGAAUUCGCUAAUCGUAGCGAAUCUACAGCAACAACCAUGCAGAACAGUUAUAAAAUUUUCAAUGCGCAAAGGUAAAAGGAAGAGCGUGAAGCCGGUAGUUAAACGUUUCAAGCGACUCGAUUGGGGUGGUUGGAUCCGCACACUGGCUGGACGCCAUAAGCACAUGUGGAAGAAAUCGGCGGCACGCAAACGAAGGCUCAGACAACACGUGUUCGUUAAUUCUCAGCAGGCAACGUUGUUAGAUAAAAUGGUUACCAAGUUUUGGAAACGACCUCGUUACUACAUCAACGAUCCGUAUGCUCCAUACCACACAAGAGAGGAGUUACGCGAGACUAGAAGAAAACCAACCAAUACAAUAUGAGAGUUUUCAGUGGGGCAGUAAAAAUAUUCUUUAUUGAAAUUAGAAAAA